Macrobrachium nipponense is the source of this 1188-nucleotide messenger RNA. RefSeq names its product DNA (cytosine-5)-methyltransferase 3A-like. The record is from RefSeq and is a predicted model, not a curated record. NCBI's taxonomy places the organism in Eukaryota, Metazoa, Arthropoda, Malacostraca, Decapoda, Palaemonidae. The coding region runs from base 1 to 1188 and encodes 395 amino acids. The transcript has 11 exons. Gene Ontology annotation, cellular component: nucleus. Gene Ontology annotation, molecular function: methyltransferase activity.
AUGGCCCGAUGUUCUCAGCCGCAUUCGGAAAAUGAGGUACGAGAGAAAUCCUCCACGUCAGAGGCUUCAUUCUUUCCCACAUCUGCAUCCAAUUCUGAAGGCUCAUGUGCAGAGGAAAGGGGCACUUGGAAACCUAAAGCUGCCUUACUGAAAGCUGUCCGAGAUGGUAAGCAUGAUAUAGAAAAGCUCUGCAUAGCUUGUGAUAGAAUUGACUGUGAAGUAGUUGCUCCUCAUCCCUAUUUUCAUGGUGGUACAUGCAGUGCAUGCAAGGAUGAAUUAGAAGACUUGUCUGGCUUUGCUUCUGAUGGCACCUCGAUGUACUGCAUUAUUUGUGGCAGUCCUGGAGAACUCAUUGUUUGCGACGGUGAUGAAUGUGAAAAGGUAUUUUGUACAGGAUGCAUUGAACUUCUAGUGUCUCCAAAGGCAGUAAAAGAUAUUAUGGAUACUGACCCAUGGGAAUGUUUUCUCUGUACACCAUAUAAAUUGGGAACCCAUGGACUCCUUAAACCAAGACCAGAUUGGAAGGAAAAGGCUGCCAGCGGCCCUAGUGACCCUCAGGAAAACCUUCCAGAGGUUGAGGAUGACACUCCUGAUAUUUCAACCUUUCCUCAGAAACCUAUGAGAGUCUUGUCAUUAUUUGAUGGGAUUUCUACAGGUCUGUUUGUACUGGAUAAACUAGGAUUAGAGAUUGAAUUCUAUUAUGCUGCAGAAAUCAAUGAAUCAGCCAAGAAUGUUGCCUCUUUAAAUUUUGGUCCUAGAGUUGUUAACAUUGGUGAUGUACAAGCAGUCUCAGACAAGAAGAUUGCAGAAAUGUGCCCCAUUGAUCUCCUUAUAGGUGGUUCACCUUGCAAUGAUCUCAGCUUUGUUAACCCAAAUAGAAAAGGAUUGUUUGAUCCUACUGGCACUGGCAUACUGUUUUUUCACUACUUCAGAGUAUUGAAGACUAUUCUUCUUCAUAAUAAGGGUACACACUUGUUCUGGUUAUUUGAGAAUGUAACUCACAUGCCAAGAGAAUUUAAAUUUCAAAUUAGUACGUUUUUACAACGAGAACCUGCCAUAAUUGAUGCUAAGUAUUUUUCACCUCAGAGUCGGCCACGUUGCUUUUGGGGAAAUAUACCAGAUAUGUAUAAACCCCUUCCACCGGAAGUGUUGAAUAAGGCUCACCCUUUAGGAAAGUGCGUUGCCUAA